Messenger RNA from Chelonoidis abingdonii (Abingdon island giant tortoise), 490 nucleotides. RefSeq names its product chromosome transmission fidelity protein 8 homolog. The record is from RefSeq and is a predicted model, not a curated record. Gene Ontology annotation, biological process: mitotic sister chromatid cohesion. NCBI's taxonomy places the organism in Eukaryota, Metazoa, Chordata, Testudines, Testudinidae. Gene Ontology annotation, cellular component: Ctf18 RFC-like complex.
UGGCUGUAGCGAAUGCCAACAAGAGGCAGAGGAAAGGAGAAUUAUUAGUAACGGAACUCUCUUUCCGGGGAAUAAGGAUAGUCUGCUAAAAGGAGAAGCGGAGCAUGGUGCAGAUUGUGAUUUCCAGUGAUGGGGCUGAUGGCCUGGCAGAGUGGGUGCUGAUGGAGUUGCAGGGAGAGAUUGAGGCUCGCUACAGCACCGGACUGGCUGGAAACCUCUUGGGAGACCUGCAUUAUACCAGAGAGGGGGUCCCUGUGUUCAUCGUGGGCCAUCACAUUCUUUAUGGGAAGGUAGUGCACCUGGAGAAGCCCUUCGCCGUCCUCACCAAACGUGGUGCCAGUGAGCACGGCUGUGACCGCAGCCCCACAGGGGCAGCUGCCCACUACCUGGUGACUGCUCUGAUCAAGACCAAGCUCCUCUUCAAAACCCGCCCCAAGCCCAUCAUCACCAACGUGCCCAAGAAAGUAUGAAAGAGCUUCGGCCCCAUACC